Messenger RNA from Stylonychia lemnae, 327 nucleotides. The record is from the annotation of a GenBank genome assembly. Lineage: Eukaryota; Ciliophora; Spirotrichea; Sporadotrichida; Oxytrichidae.
AUGGGAAAAAUCAUCGGCAUUGACCUCGGCACCACCAACAGCUGCGUGUCCAUCAUGGAAGGCAAUACCACGCGGGUGAUCGAGAACAGCGAGGGCGCGCGCACCACGCCGUCCAUCGUGGCCUACCAGGCAGACGACAAUGGCUAUAUCUACAUGGAUGAAAAACGCCUGUUCAAUGCCAGCUUUAGCAGCAGCGCGAUACGCCAGUUGAACCGUGAACUGAUACACCCUGACGAUGCAGAUAAAAAAUACCGCAUCGCCAAUACCAUGCCAAGCCAGAAAGCGGCAAGCCAACUCCACCAGCCGAGCGCCAGGUCGAGAUCAUGA